UAUGUCAGUCAAGUUAUACGGCCCAUCAGCUAAUCCCAGACUCUGUUAAGUUCAUUUGGUAGCAGAUCUACUUGAAAUUCCUGUUGAGGUAGUUGAAGUUGGAUACGAUCAAUGCGAAUCAAAGGAUCAUUUGGCAAGAAACCCAUUUGCUAAAGUUCCUGUGAUUUAAACAACCGAUGGAUUCUUAUAUGAAAGCAAUGCUAUCUGCAGGUACCUUGCUAGAUCAAAAUUAGAAUCAGGAUUAUAUGGGUAUGAUGUUUAGAAUUAUUCUAAAGAGCUAACCCUUUCUAAUAAUCUUAAGUUGAUUAAUGGAUUGAUUGGACAGUAAAUGAAUUAGAUCCAAAUUUCAUGACCACAUUCCCUUAAUUAUGGGGACAUUUCCCAGUUAAUGAGGAUUCAUUCAAAAGUGCAAAAUCCAUCAUUAAUGAUAAAUUAAAAUAAUUAGAAGGUCAUUUCAAGAAUUCUUCAUAUUUGGUUGGAGAUAGAUUAACAAUUGCAGAUGUUAUACUUAUUGUAAGAAUUGCUCCAUUUUUCAUUUUAUUGAUUGAUGAGAAAUCCAGAAAAUCAUACCCUUCUCUUAUGAAAUGGUUCACAGCUGUAACUGAACUUCCUCAAUUCAAAAAAGUAUAUAUUAUAUAUAUUUAUAUAUAGAAUUUUGGAAGAGUAAGAUUAUGCAAAGUUGCUUUCCCAUUACCUAAAUAAGAGGCUCCAACAAAGGAAGAAAAAUAAAAGGAAUAAAAGCCAAAAGAUGAAAAAGCAAAGGAAUAAAAACCAAAAGAAGAAAAACCAAAAGAAUAAAAGUAAAAGGAAUAGAAACCAAAAGAAGCUGAAAAGCCAAAGGAAGCAUAAAAAUAAAAAGCUUAGGAAGAUGAUGAACCUGCUCCAGAAAAGAAAAAGAAUCCUUUAGAUUUACUUCCCCCAUCACCAUUCAAUAUUGAUGAUUAUAAAAGAGCCUUCUUUGCUGAAAAAGAUAUUGCAAAGAAUAUUGCAUAACUCUUUGCAUAAGUUGAUACUCAAGGUUGGUCUUUAUGGAUUAUCACAUAUAAUAAAUCAUAAAAUGAAGGCAAAUAACUUAUUUUAACAAAUAAUUUAAUGAAAGGAUUUAUUAAUUAAAGAUUAGAUUAAAAUUUCAGAAAAUAUUCUUUUGCAAUUCAUGGUGUUUAUGGUGAUGAACCAAAUUUGGAAAUUAGAGGAGCAUGGAUUUGGAGAGGAAUUGAAGUACCAUAAGAAUGGGUAAUAAUAAUAAUUCAUAAAUUAUUAGAAAGAUCAUGUUGCUUAUGAUUAUCAUGUUUUCAGAAGAAUUGACUUAAACAAUGAAUAAGAUAAAAAAGAUUUCAUUGAAUAUUGGGUGAACUAAGAGGAAGAUGUAUCAAAAGUGGGUGGUCUUACAGCCAGAAGCUUGAUGUAUUUCAGAUGAU
Molecule: messenger RNA, 1418 nt
Organism: Paramecium pentaurelia
Lineage: Eukaryota; Ciliophora; Oligohymenophorea; Peniculida; Parameciidae
Source: the annotation of a GenBank genome assembly